This is a messenger RNA of Symbiodinium natans, 1152 nucleotides long. The record is from the annotation of a GenBank genome assembly. NCBI's taxonomy places the organism in Eukaryota, Dinophyceae, Suessiales, Symbiodiniaceae.
AUGUCUGCUGCUGCACCGGCUUCCCCGGAUCUCCGCCUGCGCGGCUGCACUUCCGCGGCUGCCCGCGCGGGGAGCCAGGGGCGCUGGGGCGAGGCUUUGGUCCUUCUCUCCGCGCUGGAGACACAGCUUCAGGCCAACGUCAUCUCCUACAAUGCCACCCUCAGCGCCCUCGAGAAGCGUGGGUGCUGGCAGAAGGCAGCUGCUCUGGGAGCGUCGCUGGAGGUCAGCAAACUCCAGCCCAGCGCGGUCACCUUGGGAACGGUCCUGAGCUCCUGCAGUAGAGCUGGUCAGUGGGCACGGGCCGAGGCCGUCUUCUGCAAAGUUCUCUACAUCGCUGCCGACUGCAACCUAGUAGUGCUGAACAGCGCGGUCAAUGCACAUGCUCGUGCGGGACGCUGGCGGAACGCCAGUUUGAUGCUUUCAUCGGCCCGAGACCUACAGCUUCGCACCGACUCCGUCACGGGCAACACGGUGUUGGGCGCCUGCGAGGCGGGUGGAUGGCCUGCCGCCUUGGCCCUGUUUACGAGUUUUCGGCGCAGUCAGCUUCCAGGAACGACAACGACCUUGAACACGGCCAUCAGCUCUGCCGAGAGAGGCCUCCAAUGGCCAUGGUCCCUGCAGCUCUUCGAGUGCUCGGACCAGAAGGACACGAUCACCUUCAACGCCACCCUCAGCGCCAUCGAGAAGAGCAGUGAAUGGCCCAAGGCCCUGCAGCUUCUCGAUGAGCUCGAGGACUCCAGCCUGCGAAAGGAUGUUGUCGCUCUGAACUCCGCGAUCAGCGCAUGCGAGAAGGGAGGUCGUUGGCAGAUGGCGCUCUGGCUGAUGCAACGUCUUCAGGAAUGGAAGCUUGAGGCCACGGUGGUUACCUACAACGUAAAGCCGAACCGCCAAAACAUGCUCCAAAGCAAAAGUUGUCCCAGCUCCAACCGAAAGACCUCGGACCUCCCAGCUCCAACGCAGGCUAUCUCCGCAUGCGAGAAGCAGAAGCAGGUGCACCAGGCGCUCAUGCUCCUAGAGGAGCUCAAGGAGGAAUCGUACAAGGGACAACAGACUGUUGAGAGCUUACCAUGUGCCGUUUUCCUACAAAGUAUGGUUCUGACGACAAAUAUUCCAGAUCCAAACUUUAUGAAAGGCCCCGUCGACGUGCAUUAG